UGGCCGGACCCCCCUACAUCUUGCUGCCAAUAAGGGCCAUCUUUCUGUGGUCCAGAUCUUGCUGAAGGCCGGCUGUGACCUCGAUGUCCAAGAUGACGGAAACCAGACUGCCUUGCACCGAGCCACGGUGGUGGGGAACACGGAGGUCAUUGCGGCACUCAUCCAGGAGGGGUGUGCGCUGGACAGACAGGACAAGGAUGGGAACACUGCUCUGCACGAAGCCUCCUGGCACGGCUUCAGCCAGUCUGUCAAGCUGCUCGUCAAAGCCGGCGCCAACUCACUUGCCAAGAACAAGGCGGGGAACACAGCUCUGCACCUGGCCUGCCAGAACAGCCACUCCCAGAGCACUCGAGUCCUCCUGCUGGGCGGGGCCCGUGCUGACCUCAAAAAUAAUGCUGGAGAUACAGCGCUUCACAUCGCUGCUGCCCUGAAUCACAAGAAGGUGGUUAAAAUCUUACUGGAAGCUGGAGCGGAUGGAACCAUUGUUAAUAAUGCAGGCCAGACUCCGCUGGACACUGCCCGCUACCACAAUAACCCGGAGGUUGCUCUUCUCCUCACUAAAGCUCCCCAGGUCUUACGCUUCAGUCGUGGGCGAAGCCUGAGGAAAAAGAGAGAGAGGCUCAAGGAAGAGAGGAGAGCCCAGUCUGUGCCAAGAGAUGAGGUGGCACAGAGCAAGGGCAGUGUCUCAGCAGGAGACACCCCCAGCAGUGAACAGGCUGUGCUCAGAAAAGAAGAGACCAGAGAAGAUUUCCUGUCAACCUCCCCGGAGCCCAGAGCACAGGAUCACAGGAAGAGAAAGUCCAAGCCCAAGGUGUCAGCAUUUUCUGACCCCAUCCCACCAGCAGACCAGCAGCCUGGCCACCAGAAGAACAUGCACACUCAUAAUCACCCUAAAAAGAGGGGCAGGCAUCGGUGUUCAUCCCCGCCCCCACCACACGAGUUCAGGGCGUACCAGCUCUACACGCUGUAUCGUGGCAAGGACGGGAAAGUGAUGCAGGCACCAAUCAAUGGCUGCAGAUGUGAACCUCUAAUCAACAAGCUGGAGAAUCAGUUGGAGGCCACUGUGGAGGAGAUAAAAGCAGAGCUGGGGUCGGUUCAGGAUAAAAUGAACACCAAGCUGGGGCAGAUGGAGAAUAAGACCCAGCACCAAAUUCGAGUUUUGGACAAGCUGAUGGUUGAGCGACUCUCUGCAGAGAGGACGGAGUGCCUGACCCGCCUGCAACAGCACUCGGACAUGGAGAAGUGCGAGGGAGAGAAACGGCAGAUGUCCUUGGUGGAUGAAUUAAAAACCUGGUGCGUGUUAAAGAUUCAGAGUCUAGAGCUGAAGCUUUCUGGGGAUUCGAGGACCUCCAGGGCCAAAUCCACACCAUCUACCUGCGAAUCAUCUACAGGUGUGGAUCAAUCGGUGGAGACUGCAGGUCCAGCAGCCGCCUCUGACAGCUCCCCUCAGGUGGUUAGGCCCAAGGAAAAGGGCCUCAACUCCACAGCUCCCCACAGACUCCAGGAGGAGCUGUCUUGCUCUGACUGCACAGGCUCCCGUCUGAGGAAUGUCAAGGUCCAGACAGCCUCUCCAUCCUUGAAUGAGCCAGCCAGAUGUGAUCAGGCUGGGCCCUGUGUCAACAGAGGCACCCAAACUAGGAAGUCUGGGAAAAGCGGACAGACAAGGCACCGGGCCCAGCUGCUAGCGGCAGCAGCAGGCCGUGAGCAGAUGGCCCCUCAUCCCAGAGAUGCCUCCCAAGCUCUGGAGCUGACCCAGUAUUUUUUUGAGGCUGUCUCUACCCAGAUGGAAAAGUGGUAUGAGAGGAAGAUUGAGGAAGCACGAAGCCAAGCCAGUCAGAAAGAGCAACAGGACAAGGCCGCGCUGAAGGAGCACAUUAAAAGUCUGGAAGAGGAACUGGCUAGACUGAGGACUAGGGUGCAGAAGGAGAAUUAGCUCCAGAAGGUGGAACAAGAAAGGAUUCCUGAGGGUUUCAGGUUUGCAGCUGCAGGCCAGCACACCAGAGAACUCCAUAGUUGUGUGCGUGGCAGCUGUGCCUGAAGAGAAGGUCACUGAUUCUGAAAUGCGCCAGGUACAUGCCUCCUACGCCCUGAAGUUAUUGAGGUUACUUCAACAAUUAAACUGGAACCAGGGGGAGCUUGCUUAGUUUCAGGUUUCACUACAAACUCUAGACUUCAGGUCAGGUUCAUCUGAAGUUCAAAAGCUCAGAUUAAGCAAACAGCUCUAUGAAACUGAAUAAUGUAUAAGCCUAAACCCCCAAAUUCAGGAUAUCUGAAGUAAUAUAAAUCAAAAGUAAGAAAAAAAUCAGACCCCUUAUGACCUCGUAGAUUUGAACACACCUGCUCCUUCCGUCAGAAAGCAGUCACUCUGAGAUGUGCCACUCCCUCUUUCUCAAAUUCAUAAUUAUUAAAAUACUGACAUUUUAACCAGGUGCAAACU
This is a messenger RNA of Otolemur garnettii (small-eared galago), 2437 nucleotides long. RefSeq names its product ankyrin repeat domain 6 (gene ANKRD6). The record is from RefSeq and is a predicted model, not a curated record. NCBI's taxonomy places the organism in Eukaryota, Metazoa, Chordata, Mammalia, Primates, Galagidae. The transcript has 13 exons. Bases 872 to 1933 code for a protein of 353 amino acids.